UACGUGAUGCCGCGCCAGGCCAUCUCGAUCUCGCGAUUUGUUCCUGAUUCCAUGGCGACGAAAAUGGAAUCUGAAGGUGACAAAAGUCUUCUAGAAUUGGACGAAGAAAGUCUUUAUAAACAUUUGUUGUUACAGGCCAAUGAGAAUGCUGGUGGGCUGUUUGGAAAUUCUGCUCCUGAUCCGAGCCAAGCUGAGGUCAAUGUUGUGACGCCUGAACCGGGAGUCUGCAUCAAGACUAAAGAUAAUUCAGGAAAGAAGGUCUUCAUUAAUCUGUGUAAAACAACAGAGAUGCCUGCCCCUCAGGACAUUACUGAUUCUGAGCUUGUCAAACUCCUGGACUCGGAUGAGAUAAGUGACUACAGAGUUCCACUUAGUAUUGGAGAGCCUCAUGCUGAAAUAGAUAAUUCCGGGAAAGGAUGCACUGCAUAUGAUGUCAUGAUCAACAACGAGUUCUUUGAGAAAGUGGAAAAGAACAACCUUUUCAAGGGAUUCCUCAUGUCUGUAGUCUUUGAAGGAUUGGAACAGAAAUAUAACAUUCUGUUGAACAGAGAAUGGUCCCAGAUGAAGAAGAGGAAAUGCCUUGGGACACUCCAUCAGCAUCACCUGCGUACCAAGUCAAAACCUCGCAUCCUAGACAUGGGACCAACUGCAGUGGAUGAAGAUAGUCACCAAACCAGUCGCCAAGAAAGUCAAUUAAAAUCAAAGCCACUCAUUUCAGAGAUUUCAGAUGUCAAGAGUUCAAAGGUCACAGAGAUCGACACGGACAGUAGUGAGAAGGCACCUGAACCAAAGUACACCAUCAUGCGAGAACCCAUGGAUGGUCAUCCAGAGUUUCUUGUAGUGGAUAUUGAGUUACCGGGAGUGAAGACGGCAAAAUCGUUGACCGUGGACUUGGGAGAAGAUCGCAUCUUGCUUCAUGCUCACCCUAAGGCAUAUCAUCUAGAUAUUUAUCUCCCCUUCGAUGUAGAUCAAGACUUCAGUGGAUCACAGUUUAACAGAGACACCCAGAUAUUAACAUUAACUCUUCCUGUGCAACCACAAGGAUAGCUGGCCUUCUUUGACUUCAAUGUUGGUUCGCCAAACUUUGAACAAUUGACCGGCCACCGAUGGAUGACUCUUCCUGUGCAACCACAAGGAUGGUUGGCCUUCUGUGACUUAACUUCGAUGUUGGUUGGUGAAAAUUUUGAACAAUUAACCGGUCACCAAUGGAUGACACUUCCUGUGCAACCACAAGGAUAGCGGGCCAUAUUUCUCUUCUCUUUAAGCUGGUUGGACACACCUAGAACGAUUGACCUGCCACAACUGGAUGAAACUUGCUUUACAACCACAUGGACAACUGACCAUAUUUUUUCUUGACUUAAGUGCCAGCCGGACACUGCUGUACCGAGUGACCAAUCACUAUGAGAUCUCUGAAGAUAUGAACAUUUGAUAUUUCAGUGCAACUGCAUUGACAGCUGACCAUAUUUCUCAUACUAAUUGGUCAACAAAGUGACCUGUCACCACUUAAAUCUCUCAAGGUGCAUGUAUCAAUGUGGACUCCUGUAAAACUGCAAUAACUGGCCAUAUUUCUCUUCUCUUCAAUGUUGGUUUGACACACGUGUGUCUCGUUGCAUAAAAGUUAGUAGUAACUCUGCCAUGCAAUGGUAUCUUCCAUGAAGUCCUUGAAUUUGAUUGGUUGUUGGGUCAUGUUACCAUGGUUGUUACCAUUGGAAGGCAGCAGUCAGACUGCAGGUCCCAAGAAAGUGGCUUCUUUCAUCCAAGUGAUAUUCAUGACUUGAGAUGUUUUGCAUAUUU
Lytechinus variegatus (green sea urchin) is the source of this 1794-nucleotide messenger RNA. RefSeq names its product PIH1 domain-containing protein 1-like (gene pih1d1). The coding region runs from base 7 to 1047 and encodes 346 amino acids. NCBI's taxonomy places the organism in Eukaryota, Metazoa, Echinodermata, Echinoidea, Temnopleuroida, Toxopneustidae. Gene Ontology annotation, cellular component: cytoplasm; R2TP complex; ribonucleoprotein complex. The record is from RefSeq and is a predicted model, not a curated record. The transcript has 8 exons. Gene Ontology annotation, biological process: box C/D snoRNP assembly; rRNA processing.